CUCACUUUAUAAAAGCAAGAGGGCUUUACUGCAGAUGAAGCAGAAGCUAGAUGUUAUGUUGCUGGUAUCUUAAUCAGUUUAUGAAUUCGGAUUUGUUGUAAACAUUGAGACCGUCGUGAUGGCACUGCGAACAGCGCGACAGAGGAGCCAGCUACCAUCCUGCUACUAUGAGGGAUACCUGGAGAAGAGGUCCUUCAAAGAUAAGGCGUCCCGAAAACUGUGGACCAGCCUGUGUGGAAACACGCUGUUCUUCUUCAACGACAUGAGAGACACUGAUUACAUAGAAAAAGUGGAUCUCAGUGGAUUUAUCUCAGUAACGGAUGACGGCAGCCAGGAUUGUAACUUGGAUGCAGCCAGAUUCAUCCUCCAGAUAAAGGAUAUAAAUUUCAAAUUCACUGCUUCUAGCGCAGAGACUCGGGAGUUGUGGAAGGGCUAUAUCCAAUCUGUGGCUGAGCUGUCGGUACCAUCCUCCCUCAACCUGCUGCCAGGCCAGAUCCACAGGCUGAAAGAGGCAGUAGAAAAGGAAAAGGAAAGAAAAAUAGAUGUCUCUCAACCUGCUGUACUCAACAACUGUGCUUACAUCAGCGUCCAAGCAGACAUGCCACCGUGUUACCACCGCGUGUCCCGUCUGGAGGCAGAGCUGCUGCUUGUGAAAGAGGCCAAGAGGGGAAACCUCCUGCUGAGGCCCGGGAGUAACGGAACCUCUUUCGCUGUCAGCACCAGACAGGACCUUGAAGGGUACACACACCCAAACUCUGUAUUCAGACACUACCGUGUGACUCGUAAACAUGAAGGAGGCUUCGCCAUAGACGUAGACAAUCCGGUCCCAUGCCCCACGUUACACGAUGUGGUCAACUAUUUAGUGGAAAAAACGGACGGAGUUCUGAUUCCUCUGAUCAUUGAGGAAGCCUAUGACAAAAACAUCACUUUUAUCAAGACUGAUAAUGACAACGGAGAGACGAGCGUUCAGUGUGCCUCGUCAAACCUCAUUCUACCAAGUUUACCCACUAAACCAGCAGUCGCUCCGAGAGUACCGAAAACUAAACCAGUGGCGGUACCAAUUGAAGAAAAGCAUUUGUAUCAGAAUGAAAAACAGGAGGACAAAGACAAAGAGACAGAGGAUGCCCCAGCUGUUCCAGUUGCACAAGCGGAAACAAAAAAAACAAAGAAAGCAGUAAUGCCUCCAACUCCUGUUCCUCGCAAAUUGACCUUUUCUACAUCACCCCCGUCCUCCACCACCACCACCACCACCACCACCGAGGCUGUUUGUAUCUCCAAAAACAACCUGGAUGUGAGGAUGAGCAACUCCACAGACCCUCUAGGACAGACAAUAUCGGAGCUGAAACUCAAACUUCAACAAAAGGCCAGGUGUUGAGAGUGUCCUCUGCUGCUGGGAACCUCUCAAGGCGUCUG
Molecule: messenger RNA, 1413 nt
Organism: Etheostoma spectabile (orangethroat darter)
Lineage: Eukaryota; Metazoa; Chordata; Actinopteri; Perciformes; Percidae
Product: signal-transducing adaptor protein 1
Exons: 13
Coding region: 119-1375 (418 amino acids)
Molecular function (GO): signaling adaptor activity
Source: RefSeq, a predicted model, not a curated record